Molecule: messenger RNA, 1492 nt
Organism: Papilio machaon (common yellow swallowtail)
Lineage: Eukaryota; Metazoa; Arthropoda; Insecta; Lepidoptera; Papilionidae
Gene: Fps
Product: farnesyl pyrophosphate synthase
Exons: 6
Coding region: 152-1438 (428 amino acids)
Biological process (GO): trans, trans-farnesyl diphosphate biosynthetic process
Cellular component (GO): cytoplasm
Molecular function (GO): dimethylallyltranstransferase activity; (2E,6E)-farnesyl diphosphate synthase activity
Source: RefSeq, a predicted model, not a curated record
UCAGUCAGUCACUACUGAAGCAGACAGUUGAUCGUACGUUCACUUACCGCGAUCAGACGUUGUGUUUAUAAAAUUAAUUUAAUAAAAGCGUUAACAGUUUUAUUGCAUUUCACUGCGAUAUACUUAUCAUCGUUCCUUCUAAUUUGCAAGAAUGUUUUCAACGAAAAAGAGUUUAGAUAAGAUUUUGCAAAUCUACAAAAAUGAAAUUCGCCGGCAAAUUAGCAAGACAACAAGCGUUACCAACUCCGAUGCGAUGGCACCGAGACUCGAUCAAUCGGCGAACAAGUCACAGCAGAGCGAUGAAAUCGGUCUACCUAAGAAGUUGUUGAAGUUGCAGAAAUAUCACAGAUUCCUGUCGACCCUCACGCCGCAGCAAAUGCCACUGGCCGCCCGCGGACUGGCGGUCUCCAAAGACCAGUCCCGGGAGUUCAUGGCUUGCUUCCCGGACAUCGUGAGGGACCUCACAAAGACUGGCAAGCAUAUUGACGUGCCGGAAGCCAGCAAGUGGUUGGCUAAGUUGUUGCAAUACAAUGUGCCAAAUGGAAAGAAGAACCGAGGACUGGCUACUGUACUUGCGUACAAAAUGCUUGAGAAACCUGACAACUUGACGCCAGAGAACAUACAUUUGGCUAACAUCAUGGGAUGGUGCACGGAAAUGUUUCACACACUUCAGCUGCUACUCAACGAUAUAAUGGAGGGUACAGAGAUGCGGCGCGGCGCACCUUGUUGGCACCGCCGCCCCGAUGUCGGUCUUUCUGGCAUCAAUGACGCUGUCUUGGUCCAGUCCGCCAUGUAUUCCACGCUCAAACGUCACUUCUCCGCUAAAUCUUACUACAAGAACGUUCUGGAAAUGUUUAAUGAGAUGUUACUGAAAUGUUCCAUCGGUCAACACUUAGAGAAGCAGUUGACAAAGACUGAUAAACCGGAUCUAUCAUUAUUUACUAUGGAAAAAUACGAAGCUAUCACAAAAUACAAGACUGCGUACUACACAUUCCAAAUGCCAGUGGGCUUGGCUCUUCUGAUGACAGGAAUUGAUGAUCCCGAGACUCACAGACAAGCGAAGACUAUCCUUUUAGAAAUGGGCGAAUUCUUCCAAAUACAGGAUGACUUCUUAGACUGCUUUGGCGAGCCAGCGGUGAUAGGUAAAGAUGGCUGUGAUAUUCAAGAUGGCAAAUGUACUUGGCUUGCGGUCGUUGCACUACAAAGGGCAACACUAGAACAACGGAAAAUAAUGGAAGAACACUACGGCAGCGCUAAACCUGAAGAUGUUGCCAGGAUUAAAGAUUUAUACGAAGAGUUACAACUGCCUCAUACAUACUCAGUAUACGAAGAGGCUACAUACGACCUACUUAGGACACAAAUACAACAAGUUACUAGAGGUCUGCCGCAUGAUUUAUUCUUCAAAAUCUUGGACAAUAUCUUCAGGCGAAGUGUUUAAAUUUUGAUCACCUUACUAUUAUGUUUAUAAAUGCAAAAAUAAAUGUUAAAAUGU